AUGCCUCCCAGGCCAGUCAAUUUCUUUCAUAGGUCAACGAAUCUCCGGUCAACGUUAGGUCAAACUCGCGGCUCCACGUCGUGCUCUGCCUCCCCCGCGCGGUCCUCGCAAUCCUCCGCCUCCUCCUCCCCCUCCGCAUGCCAGAGCGGCAUCGAAGGCGCAGCAGCAGAUGAGGCGCGCCGGCAGCCGGUGUUGACGGCGGGCGAGACCAUAUCGCGCUGCCUCGCGACGCCCACCACCAGCCCCAUCUGGCCGCUCAGCACGCCGCCCUGCUCCUCCUCCCCGCACGCCUCCCCCGCGUUCUUCUCCCCCUCAUGGCGCCCGCUACUGCCGCUCUCCACCUCCAUCGCCACCACGUGCCUCGCGUCGCUAGGCGCGCCGUGCGCGCCGGAUUUCAACGCGGGGAAGGAGACGCCGUGGUGCUUGGCGCACGGCGGCGGUAACAGACCGGCGGGCGGAGCAUCGGCGGGCGGAGCGGCGGAUUCCGCGCGCGCCGCAUGGACGCUGCCGAGGAUCACCUCCGCCGCGCCCUACGGCACGUGGCGGCGCGUGAUGCCGUGCGCGCCGCCGCCGGCGGCUGUGAUCACGCGCCGCCUGCACGACGCGCAGCUGCUGGGGCAGGUGCCCGGCCUCGCCUUCUGCUCGCGGCCUGUCGACGGCGACGCCGAUAAGAGGUCG
This is a messenger RNA of Closterium sp. Naga37s-1, 678 nucleotides long. NCBI's taxonomy places the organism in Eukaryota, Viridiplantae, Streptophyta, Zygnematophyceae, Desmidiales, Closteriaceae. The record is from the annotation of a GenBank genome assembly.